Messenger RNA from Clunio marinus, 2314 nucleotides. The record is from the annotation of a GenBank genome assembly. Lineage: Eukaryota; Metazoa; Arthropoda; Insecta; Diptera; Chironomidae.
CAAUUCAAUGAAAAUCAAGUAAACUUAAAAAUUUAUAUUUUGAUAUUAGCAAGUCAAAAUAACUUUAAAUAAAAUGGCUGAUGUGUGUCGUUUAUGUGGAGAUCUCAAGCCUGUCAGCGACUUAGAAGAUAUUUAUAAUAGUGAAUCAAACGUCGUAAUGAAGCUAGAAAAUACUUUCAAAAUUUCCUUAGAAUAUGAAAAAUUGCUGCCAAAUUCAGUUUGCAGUGAAUGUGUGAACAAUCUUGAGAAAAGCAGUCUAUUUGCAGAAUUAGUAUCAUCUGUUCAAAGCAAGCUCAAACUCGAUCUUGAAAACCAAUUACAAAUAGUUAUUUGCAAAGAUGAAACGCCAAGUUAUCCUCGUCAUGAAGUAAUUCUAAAAGAGGUUGUUAUUAAGUUAGAAAGAAUCGAUCCUUACUUGGAAACCAUGUUUAUUAAUCCACCUCAAGUUAGAAACACUGCAAAAGUAAGAGAAUGUUCAAAAAAGAAUAAAAUUGCGAAGAAAUCUCAAAGAAAUCUCAUCAAUCCACCUCAAGCUAGCAAACCAGCAAUAGUGGGAGAAAGUUCAAAAGAGUUAAGAAUUGCGAAGAAAAAUCUUAGAUUCUCAGAAAAGUUUCCAAUGAGUAACCUUUUCGAAAAAGAACUGAAAGGUUCUUUCGCCACGCAACCUGAAGAUAUGAAAAUAGAUAAAUACGUGAAAUCUGAAGAUGGAUCUUUACCAAAUGAAAUGCUGGAAAAUUUAAAAGAAAUCAGCUGGAAGAAAUAUGAAUGGAAGUGCAAGGAAUGUCAGGAAAGUUUUGAAAACGUGAUCGAUUUGGAUUUUCACAAUAGAGAGAAACACAUGAAACGAGCGGUCAUCGAUUGUUGCUCACGAAUAUUCCUCACUUAUCCUAAAUAUCUGAAACAUGUAGUCGACAGGCAUCAUUCCGAACUUAAAUAUUGCUGUCUAAUUUGUUCAGAAUAUCGAACGAGUUUCCUUCAUCUCCAUCGACAUAAUGAAACCGAUCAUUCUGAUCAUAAACUUUUAAUGUGUUUAUAUUGUGGUGAACAUCACUACAGUGGUCUUCUUCUCUUCAAACACAUUGAUGAGAAGCACAUUCCAUUACCACAAAUCCAUCAAUGUGACCUUUGUGGUGAAAAGUUUUCUAGAAAAGAAUUAGUUAGAAAGCACAUACAGCAAAAUCAUAUAAUCAAUCAAGAACCACCUAGAACCCACAUUUGUGAAUUUUGUGGGUUUGGUUUAAGAAAAGCAGGCGAAUUAAGAGAUCAUAUCGGUACUAUGCAUAGCAAUAAAGCUGAAGAAGCUUGUGAUUUAUGUGACAAAGUUUUUAAAAUAAGAGUUCAAUUGCAACGACAUAAGAGAAGAGUACAUGAAUAUAAAAAACCUAUGAUAACGUGCGAGGUGUGUGGACACUUAUCAAAGGCACCAGGCGAUUAUAAAAAACAUCUUAAGACACAUAGCGAUGAAAAAACGUAUGUUUGCAAAAAUUGUCAACAGAGAUUUAAGAAUUAUUCAGGACUUAGCUAUCACACUCAUAUAGAACACACAGGCGAGCGUCCUUACGUUUGCCCUGUUGAAAAUUGCGACAAAUAUUCAAUUUUAUUACCCACUUAUAAUGAGAAAGAAAACUUGCCGAUCAUAAUUUGGCUACUGACGAAAUAUUUAAAUGAGAGCAAUUUAAAUUAUGAAAUAAUCAUUAUUGACGAUGGAAGCCCUGAUGGUACACAAGAUGUGGCUGCCCAACUCAUUAAAAUAUAUGGUGAAGACAAAAUUCUUUUGAAACCACGGGCCGCUAAAUUAGGACUUGGAACUGCAUACAUUCAUGGAAUGAACCAUGCAAGUGGUAAUUUCAUCAUCAUAAUAGAUGCAGAUUUAAGUCACCAUCCAAAAUUCAUUCCUCAAUUUAUUGAAUUGCAAAAGAAACACGAUUACGAUAUUGUGUCAGGAACACGAUACUCUGGUGAAGGAUCAGGUGUUUAUGGAUGGGAUUUUAAAAGAAAGCUCAUCUCAAGAGGUGCCAAUUUCCUCACUCAAUUUCUUCUACGUCCAAAUGCUUCCGAUCUGACUGGAUCUUUCAGACUUUACAAAAAAGAAGUUUUGAAAACCUUAAUAACUGCUUGUCAAUCAAAAGGCUACGCUUUUCAAAUGGAAAUGAUUGUUCGUGCAAGAGCUCUUAAAUACACAAUUGGUGAAGUUCCCAUCACUUUUGUCGAUCGUCUUUAUGGAGAAAGCAAAAUGGGUGCAACCGAAAUUGUUCAAUUUGCUAAAAAUCUCUUAUAUUUCUUUGCAACGAUCUAAUAAAUAAGUUUAAAUGAA